This is a messenger RNA of Lathyrus oleraceus (garden pea), 970 nucleotides long. Its product is annotated as PRA1 family protein F3. The record is from RefSeq and is a predicted model, not a curated record. Bases 201 to 755 code for a protein of 184 amino acids. The transcript has a single exon. Gene Ontology annotation, biological process: vesicle-mediated transport. Gene Ontology annotation, cellular component: endoplasmic reticulum; Golgi apparatus. NCBI's taxonomy places the organism in Eukaryota, Viridiplantae, Streptophyta, Magnoliopsida, Fabales, Fabaceae.
AAUUUUCUAAGAACUGUGUAUUAUUAUAUUCACAUUACACCAUAUAGUAAAACAAAUAAUAUAAUAAAUAAAUCCCCAAAAUGCCGUCUUAUAAUAGUAGAAUAAAACUAAUCAUUCAAUACUAACAGUCCCUUCUGAAAAUCGUCUUCUUCACACCAAACCCAAAAACGAAUUCUCUCCCACACUCGCACACACCAACGAUGACCACGUACGGCACAAUCCCAACCUCAUCAUCACCACCAACGAAUCUCGAAUUCAUCACACGCGCCAAAGAAAGAAUCAAAGUCGGUCUCGGAACUCGCCGUCCAUGGAAACUCAUGUUCAAUCUCCGAUCAUUCAACCUCCCUUCCGGUUUCCCAGACGCAGUCUCGCGCGUGAAGACAAACAUCGGUUACUUCCAGAUGAACUACGCUAUCGUGAUUCUUAUCGUUCUCUUCUUCAGUCUUAUAUGGCAUCCAAUCUCGCUCAUCGUCUUCGUUGCUCUCAUGGCGGCGUGGCUCUUCCUCUACUUCCUCCGCGAUGAACCGAUUGUUAUCUUCGGAAGACUCGUCAGUGAUCGUGUUAUUCUUGUUCUGAUGUUGAUUCUCACCGUCGUGCUGCUUCUCUUCACCGGUGCGGUCCUUAACAUCCUCAUCGCGGUUUUGGUCGGCGUUGUGCUGGUUUUGCUUCAUGCUGCUUUCAGAAACACUCAUGAUCUGUUCCUUGAUCAAGAAGAAGGACUUUUGUUUUCUCCUCCUGGUGCUCCUGCUUCUUGAUUCGAUUCAUUUUCUCUGUGCUUUGCUUUGAUUUUGUUGUUUUUGUGAAAUUUGUUGAUCAUUCUAGGUUUUACGAUUUUCUUUCUUUUUUUGGGGUUUGGGGUUUGUGAAAUUGUGAAGAAGAAUAAUUGCUAGAUCCGUUGAAUUGUGUAUUGCUGAAUUUUUUGUUGUUUGUUAACCACAUAAAAAAAAUCAGAAAUAUCUUUUUUCAUUUA